Molecule: messenger RNA, 405 nt
Organism: Ruditapes philippinarum (Manila clam)
Lineage: Eukaryota; Metazoa; Mollusca; Bivalvia; Venerida; Veneridae
Product: carbonic anhydrase-related protein 10-like
Exons: 3
Source: RefSeq, a predicted model, not a curated record
AUGCCAACGGUUUAUGUAAACGCCAGUGUGGCUUGGGGUAUUCUUAAAAGGGGUAAAUAUAAAGUUUUGAUUAAGUUUAGUGAUGCUAAACUACGCCGAACUAUGUCGAACACUUGCGUACGCAAGGCAUAUCGUUCAACAAGGAAUGAUGUAACACUGUUCGUGGAGGAGGUGCUCAUUCCUCACCUUAAUGUGACAUCAGGACCACUUCAGUAUAACUAUCACUUGCACCAGAUGAAGCUACAUUUUGGACAUGACGAAACUAGUGGAUCCGAACAUACCAUUAAUGGUCUUUCAUUUCCAGCAGAGUUGCAGAUAAUCGCAUUUAACGCUAAUUUAUAUCUAAAUUACUCACACGCAUUGUCUUCCCCGAACGGUUUGGCUGCGUUUUCAAUUUUUCUUGAG